AAUAGGCUAAAACAGUGAUUUAGCAGCAAGGAAAAUUAUUUUCAUUGUAAUUUUCGUUGAAGAACAGUUUGUUUCUCUCUCUCUCUCUCUCUCUCUCUCUCUAUUUCGUUCUCACCUAGCUCGAUCUACCCACCCGACCAAAGCGUACAAGGAAGAACUCACUGGCUAUCUUUUUCGCCAAUUUUUUUUGCUCAUACAACCGCCUUAGAGAUGAAAGAGAGUAGAGACGGAAUCAGGAAUGAUAGAAAAUCGAAAACUCCAUCAGUUGGUUCCCUUCCACUGAUUCUGGAUAUAGAAGACUUUAAGGGUGAGUUUUCUUUUGAUGCAUUAUUCGGGAACUUGGUAAAUGAACUUCUCCCAUCUUUCCAAGAAGAAGAAUCAGAUUCACCAGAAGGGCAUGGCAUUAGUGGGAGUGAUGUCUUGGCAAAUGGGCCUGCUAGAGGCCCUUCUGACGCAUCAAAACUUACGCAAGGGUCCUCCCCUUUAUUUCCAGAAAUAGAUGCUCUCUUGUCUCUGUUCAGGGAUUCUUGCAGAGAGUUGAUUGAUCUUCGAAAACAGGUUGAUGGAAAGCUCUCCAAUCUGAGGAAAGAUGUUUCUGUCCAAGACUCUAAGCACCGCAAGACACUUGCUGAGUUGGAAAAAGGUGUAGAUGGAUUAUUUGAUAGCUUUGCAAGGUUGGACUCUCGUAUUUCAAGUGUUGGACAGACUGCUGCAAAAAUAGGAGAUCAUUUGCAGAGUGCAGAUGCUCAGAGGGAAACAGCCAGCCAAACAAUAGAGCUCAUUAAGUAUCUGGUGGAGUUUAAUGGAAGCCCAGGCGAUUUAAUGGAACUUUCACCUUUGUUUUCAGAUGACAGUCGUGUUGCUGAGGCUGCUUCAAUUGCACAAAAAUUACGUUGCUUUGCUGAAGAAGAUAUUGGAAGGCAAGGCAUAUCUGUACCAUCAGUUAUGGGAAAUGCAACCGCUAGCAGAGGAUUAGAAGUUGCAGUUGCUAAUCUUCAAGAUUACUGCAAUGAGCUGGAGAAUAGAUUGUUGUCCCGGUUUGAUGCAGCAUCUCAGAGAAGGGAGUUGUCUACCAUGGCAGAAUGCGCUAAAAUUUUAUCUCAGUUUAACAGGGGUACCAGUGCUAUGCAACAUUAUGUGGCAACACGCCCAAUGUUCAUUGAUGUUGAAGUCAUGAAUGCAGAUACCAGAUUGGUCCUUGGAGAUCAGGUUUCUCAACCUAGUCCCAAUAACGUUGCUCGUGGGCUGUCAUUAUUGUACAGAAAUAUCACAGAUACUGUUCGUAAAGAGGCAGCCACAAUUAUGGCAGUAUUUCCUUCUCCUAAUGAUGUGAUGUCAAUUUUGGUGCAGCGAGUUUUGGAGCAGCGAGUUACAGCUCUUUUGGACAAAUUGUUAGUGAAACCAUCUCUUGUUAAUUUACCUCCUGCGGGAGAAGGUGGACUUUUGCUAUAUCUUAGAAUGCUAUCGGUGGCAUAUGAGAAGACUCAGGAACUUGCUAGAGAGCUACGAGCUGUGGGAUGCGGUGACUUGGAUGUUGAGGGUCUUACAGAAUCCCUGUUCUCUUCUCACAAGGAUGAAUACCCUGAAACUGAGCAGGCUUCUCUUAGACAGCUAUAUAGAUCAAAGAUGGAAGAAUUGCGUGCUGAGAGCCAGCUCUCUGAGUCAACCGGGACAAUUGGGCGGUCAAAGGGAGCCUCUGUGGCAUCUUCCCACCAACAGAUAUCCGUUACUGUGGUGACAGAAUUUGUGCGUUGGAAUGAAGAAGCAAUAUCAAGAUGCACUCUGUUUUCAUCUCAACCUACUACCCUUGCAGCCAAUGUAAAAGCAGUCUUCACUUGCUUGCUAGACCAAGUUGGGCAAUACAUAACUGAAGGUCUUGAACGGGCUAGAGACAGCCUAACUGAAGCUGCAGCUUUGAGGGAAAGGUUUGUUCUGGGAACAAGUGUUAGCAGAAGGGUGGCUGCUGCAGCUGCUUCUGCUGCAGAAGCUGCUGCUGCUGCUGGUGAGAGCAGUUUCAGAUCUUUCAUGGUUGCUGUGCAAAGGUGUGGCAGUAGUGUGGCCAUAGUUCAGCAAUAUUUUGCAAAUUCUAUAUCUCGCCUCUUACUACCUGUGGAUGGUGCUCAUGCGGCUUCAUGUGAAGAAAUGGCAACAGCUAUGUCCAGUGCAGAGGGUGCUGCUUAUAAAGGGCUUCAGCAAUGCAUUGAAACUGUUAUGGCUGAGGUAGAGCGAUUGCUUUCAGCUGAACAGAAGGCAACUGAUUAUCGAUCACCUGAUGACGGAAUUGUUCCUGAUCAUCGUCCAACAACUGCUUGCACAAGAGUUGUGGCAUACCUUUCUCGUGUGCUCGAGGCUGCAUUCACUGCAUUAGAAGGUCUUAACAAACAAGCAUUCCUGACAGAAUUGGGAAAUCGCUUGCAUAAGGGGCUGCUUAAUCAUUGGCAGAAAUUCACUUUUAACCCCAGUGGAGGACUGCGGCUAAAACGUGACAUAACUGAAUAUGGAGAAUUUGUGCGGAGUUUCAAUGCACCAUCUGUUGAUGAGAAAUUUGAAUUGUUGGGCAUAAUGGCAAAUGUAUUUAUUGUUGCUCCUGAAAGUCUCUCCACUUUAUUUGAGGGUACCCCCAGCAUCCGUAAAGAUGCACAAAGGUUUAUUCAGCUUAGGGAGGACUUCAAGAGCGCAAAACUUGCAUCUAGGCUUAGCUCCUUGUGGACAAGCUGAUAUAAAACUUCCCUUAUUCCUGGAUUUCUCGCACAUGUCAUUGAUUUUUUACCUCAAGCUGUGUGGAAGCUAUCAAGUUUGAUCGAGUUGUUAGCUAUAUAAGACAUUUUUAGAGAGCUGGAUGGAGGCUAGCUGUAUUCCAAUGCCAUGGAGCCAUCUUUGAACAAGAAACCAGGUAGAAAAGAGUUCUGUUCAAUUUCUCAAAAAAAUUUUCCUUUAACAUUUUUUUUUAUUGUAUAUUUUGAAGCUAUUUUUGAAAAGAUGUGAUAGAUUUGUAUCUUUAUUCCUCUAUUUUAGAUUUUAGGUUUGCAGUUUUGAUUUAACCAUCCCAAGAAAGAAUCUGUUGUCCUCUGUAUCCUUGUAAAUGGUACUCUUAGGGAUGAAUAAUGACAAAUUAGGGUUGAUUUUGUUGCACUGCUUGAUGCUUGAAUGUUUGCUGUAUACUUGAAUAUUGAUGAAUUUAGUAUUUAUUAUUAUUAUUUAUUUUA
This is a messenger RNA of Jatropha curcas, 3206 nucleotides long. It is a transcript of the gene SEC10, whose product is annotated as exocyst complex component sec10. The record is from RefSeq and is a predicted model, not a curated record. Gene Ontology annotation, biological process: Golgi to plasma membrane transport; exocytosis. NCBI's taxonomy places the organism in Eukaryota, Viridiplantae, Streptophyta, Magnoliopsida, Malpighiales, Euphorbiaceae. Gene Ontology annotation, cellular component: cytoplasm; exocyst.